Molecule: messenger RNA, 1257 nt
Organism: Effrenium voratum
Lineage: Eukaryota; Dinophyceae; Suessiales; Symbiodiniaceae
Source: the annotation of a GenBank genome assembly
AUGCCUGAAGCGCGCGUGCCGCAAAACGUGUUUGGGUGCAAUGCAGCAAUCAGCGCUUGUGAGAGAGGAGGUCACUGGAAGAUGGCCUUGGAUAUUUUUGGGAAGAUGCCACAGGCAGAGGUAAAUCCCGACCUCAUUAGCUUCAACUCAACAAUCAGUGCCUGCGCAAGGGGUGGAAAGUGGCAGCAGGCCUUAGUCCUGUUCGACGCCAUGCCUGAUGCAAAGGCUCGGCCGGAUGUGAUCAGCUUCAGUGCCACCAUCAGUGCUUGCGAGAAGGGCGGGCAUUGGCAGCAGGCCUUGGGCCUUUUCAGUGAUAUGCCGGAGGCUAAGGUAAAUCCAAACGUGCUUAGCUUCAGUGCGGCCAUCAGCGCGUGUGAGAAGGGCGGGCAGUGGCAAGACGCUUUGGAUCUGUUUUGGGCAAUGCCUGCAGCCAAGGUGCAUCCUGACCGAAUUAGUUUCAAUGCAAUCAUCAGCGCAUGCGAAAAGGGCAGUCAGUGGCAGCAUGCGCUGAACCUUUUUGAGGCCAUGCCGACCGCAAAGACUCGCAGCGAUGUUGUCAGCUUCAGUGCAGUCAUCAGCGCUUGCGACAAGGGCUGGCAAUGGCAGGUGGCUCUUCGCCUUUUCCGGUCCAUGCCUGAGCUCCAGGUUUCUCGUGACCGCAUUUGCUUCAGCGCGGCCAUGAGCGCAUGUGAGAAGGGCCAUUUGUGGCAGCAGUGUUUGGAUUUGUUUGAUGCCAUGUGCCAACGCAUCAGCCCCGACGUAGUGUGCUUCAGCGCAGUCAUCAGCGCCUGUGGCAAGGGCAGCCAGUGGCAGCAGGCGAUGAGCGUAUUUGAGGACAUGCCGGUGAGACAGGUGCGCCCCAACAUCAUCAGCUACAACUGUUUGCUGGAUCACCUCCAUGACAAGUGCUUGGGCCCUGCCGUCUUCGAGCAGGCCCGGCGAAUCGGGCUCUUCUCGCCGGGUUGUGCGGACCUCAUCGACCUCCACGGUCUCUCAGAGGGUGCGGCUCGGCUGGCGGUCAGGCGGUGGCUGUCAACAGAAGUCGCCCGGGAGCUGGAAAGACGCGAAGUCUACAGCUGUCUGGUGAUCACCGGCCACGGCAAGAGUCGCAAGCCCUGGGCCAGCUCGGACCUGCAGAAGUCGGUCAGAGCCUUGCUGAGCGAGCUGCAGCUCGGAGCCAGGAGCUUGGAGAACGCGGGGCGACUCGAACUGCAGCUGAGCCACCGAGACCUGCCCAAGUUGAAGGCCGCCUUUUAG